UAAUUAAUUAAUUUUGUAUUUAUCUUCUUUUGGUAAAAUUUUGAAAUUGUAUAAAAUAUCUUACUAAUUUUUAGAUGAGAAUGAAAUAUACAAUAAUACAGAUUUUCAUUCAGAAGAACAAAAUAAUAUGGAAAUUUCUGAGGAUAAAAAAGUACCGGAACCAAGAAAUGUAACUGAAGGUAAGAUAAAACCGUUUUAUUUUUAAAUAAUUAACGAACCAUUUAAUUUAUAAUAUGUCCUCAUUAUGCUCAUUCUUCAUGUUAAAUAAACAGAACAAGAAGGUAAACAACAUUAAUAAUAAUUACUUUAAUAUCUCUUUAAAUGUAAUAACUUUUAUGAAUAUUUUGAAUUUCAUAGUAAUUCAUAGUAAACCAUAUAAUUUUAGUACACCGGUUGAUAACAAUAUUAAUAAUGAGUUGAUAUUAAAAUCAAAUAUUAUUGAAGAUGAGGAUAAAAACUUUUGUUUAGAAGAGCGAAAUGAUAUAGAACAACAUAAUGAUUUGGAAAUUUCUGAAGAUAUUUUAUUAAAUUCAUUAAUUGUCGAAAAUUUAACCAAAUCCAAUACAAUUGAAGAUAAACAAGAUAAUUUGGAAACUCCUAAAGUUAUUGAUAACUUUAACAAAAGUGAAAAUUUAAUGAAACCAAUUAUUAUUAAAGAAAUUGAUAAAUCAAAUAAUCAAUUUGAAAUAAUCGAAUAUAAUGAAAAUACCAAACCAAAUUUAGAAAAUCAAGAUUGCUUAAAUAUUUAUAAAGAUGAAGUUAAGCAAAAAUCAAGAAACUUAAAAAAUCUGAAGAAAAGAUUUAGUAUUAUAAAACAUAUUAAAAAACUACCAAAACUGUUAAAAAAGAAAGGUAAAUUGUAAACUAACUCAAUUAAAUUAGUUUUAAAAAAAAAGUUUUGGAACCAUUAUCCUUCAAUAAUUCACUUGUAGUCAUUGUAAAUUUUGUUUUUUUUUGUAAAAAAAAAGUUUGUUCAAACACUAAGUAAUCUUAGUUUGUAAUUUGAACAAAAAUAACGAUAAGUAAAUAAAGUAUAUUAAAUAUUUUAUUCAUUUGUUAUAAAUAACGUAUGUUACUGACUUGUGUUUGAUAAUAU
Rhizophagus irregularis DAOM 181602=DAOM 197198 is the source of this 1096-nucleotide messenger RNA. The record is from RefSeq and is a predicted model, not a curated record. Lineage: Eukaryota; Fungi; Glomeromycota; Glomeromycetes; Glomerales; Glomeraceae.